AUCGUUUGCGUUUCGGUAUGACCGUGCGACCGUGCCGUUAGCAGCCGAGCAGCUGAUAGUAGUGAGUGAUUCGAGGGGUGUCAACACGGUAGCUGCUGGCUGGUCGAGGCUGGUUACUGAGGGCUGUGUUGCUCUAUCGGGUUCUAGGGUGCCCGUCGCGAUAACUGCUUGUUCCUUCUGCGGCGUUUGCAUGAACAAAAAUGUUCGAUCGCCCGGUCUUGCCUGCUGCAUCAGUUAGCUGUGCGAAGCCGCGGCAGUCCUGAGGUCACGUGCGUGAAUACCCUCAGCUCGGUUUGUGCUGUUGUGUGCAGAAGCGCUGCCGGCCACUCGCUGUCUCCGGUCUGCAUUGCAGAACGCCCCCUUUCAUGAGCUUGUUGUGUGUGCACGACCCUCAGAACUAGCGGCAUUACUAUACUAGCUUGUACUCACCUCAGCUGGCCUAGCAAUGGACCCGUUGGGCUCACCGUUGGACAUUGUAGACGUUGCGGUCCUGAAACGAUGGCACCAAAUAGCCCCCCGGGAGCCUGUCCUUGAAGAAAAGGACAGGCCGGAUGCCCAAGAAAAGUACUGCCGCGAGUUCACACCGUUUCCUAUCAACGAAGAGCUUAACCGAAAAAUUGCCCUUUGGGUUGGCGACGUGACCUGCCUGAAUGCCCACGCCAUUGUCAACUCCACAAACGAAAAUCUGACGGACAGAAGUCCUCUAAGUCAAAGGCUCGUAGCGAGGGCUGGACCACAAUUGAAGCAAGACUUGCUCAACGAAAUUCAGUCAUGCCGCACUGGAGAAGCCAAGUUGAGCAAGGGGUACAACCUUCCAGCACGUUUUGUGAUCCACACUGUAGGGCCCAAGUACAAUGUCAAGUUUCACACAGCAGCAGAGACAGCACUUCAUUCGAGCUAUUGGCGGGUGCUGCAAAUGAUACCUGAGCACGGGCUUCGCACCCUUGGGCUCUGCCCAAUCCAUUCCAUGCGCAGGUCCUACCCCGCUACAGAAGGAGCCCACAUAGCUCUUAGAACACUUCGUCGCUUUCUUGAAAGGCAUGGGGACACAGUGGACCUCAUUGUCGUCACUGUAGAAGGUGGCGAGGUGGGCACUUAUGAACAGUUGCUACCACUGUACUUCCCUCGCACCAGCCUGGAGGAAGAGCAUGCACGGCAGCGGCUUCCCAAGGAUAUCGGUGGGCCUCUUGGAGAACCUUUACUGCCCGAGAGGGGUAUCCGCAUUGUUGACAAGCCCUUUGGAGAGGAAGCAAGUGAAGAGAAGGAGCUGGAUCCAGGACCUCUAAUGGAGGGAUCGGUGUGUGUUGGCCGCACAGCCUUCGCACGCAUGCAGGGAGAUGUUGACAGACAGGGUGGUCGUGUACUCUCAGACCCUAUGACACGGGAGAUCCAACGUUCCCAUAGGUACACCAGACUGCUACGAAAGGCCCGUCAGGAGGAUCUGCGCAUGGUGCGAGAAGCACGUUUUUUUUAUGAAGCUGGACGAGAUCGAAACGGGCGCCCCGUGUUUGUCUUUGUGGGGCGGAGGUUUCGAGGCUUGAACCCAGAACAUGUGCUGCUGCAAAUCCUGUUCACCCUGGACACAGUCGCACAGCCAUUUGUGGUAGUGUACCUUCACACAGUGGCGCAAGAACCGGCCGAGUUGGAAGCUCUCCUGAAAGAUGCACUCGAGCUGUUGGGCCCCAAACACAGGCAGAACCUGCACUGCCUGUACCUCGUGCAUCCAGGCUGGUGGACGCGGGUGACAGCGUGGUGGUUCUGCACAUUCCGUGCCCCUGAUCUGAGGCAUCGGUUGUGCCUGGUGUCCAAGUUGGAUGAGCUUUACCAGGAUAUUGCACCUGACCAGCUGGAUUUGCCACGAUUUGUGCUUGAGCACGACUUUAUGGUGUGUGUGCACAGAUAAAUGGGCCACGGCGACAAGAAAUUGCACCAGAUGUGGAAUAGUCUUUUUGCCUCGUUUUACUAUGUGGUGCCAUGCCACUUUGGUGAUGCUUUUAUCUUUCAUUUCUGUACAGUGCUGAACCGAAAGCUCUUGCCAAAGUGGGAAGUUGCCCUACUGUGCUGCAUUACAGUCAAGAUUGUGUGUGCCAUUUCUUUAUUUCUCUAAUGGCUGUGGUGUGCUUAAGUUAGGUGCAAAUUUUAGGUGUCAUCCUUUCUUGCUAGUCUUAAUUAGUGGCUCACUGAAUAUUAUUGUGUUCGGAGCUGAGAGGUUGCAGCCUUGGCAGCUGUAUAAGACGGGAUCAUGCUUUUCUAUUUUAUUACUUAUUUAGAUUACUCAUACAAGCUGAUGCACCGGAUGUUUCACCAGCUGAGCAGGACCUUUUUUAAAAAUUGUGUAUAUAUAUUUUAUGUCAAGUUAUUCUGUUCGCACGUCUGUUAUAUGCAGUGGACAGAUAUGGGAUGUGAAUAUAUUUUUUCCUACAAGACUUGCAGGGUUGAAUCUGUAAACAUUUUUUGUAUGUAUAAAGAUUUUGUAUGACAUUUCGA
Dermacentor albipictus is the source of this 2487-nucleotide messenger RNA. Its product is annotated as protein GDAP2 homolog. The record is from RefSeq and is a predicted model, not a curated record. NCBI's taxonomy places the organism in Eukaryota, Metazoa, Arthropoda, Arachnida, Ixodida, Ixodidae.